AAAAAGGUUUCACACGAUUAAGAAUAUCUCUAUAUCUGAUCAUGUAACUUUCUUUCUUUUCUUUCAAUUAUUAAUAUGAGACUUUGUUCGCACAUCCAACGAUUCCUAUAUAACAUGGCUUAUAAAUGGACCCAUAAACUCAUCCUCUCCUUAUCAAUUAGUAGCUUUUUUCCUCCCAAUUUCUUAACAAUGAAAAUGGUUAUACUAAUCUUGUUUGCAGCUUUGUUAGUGAUGAUCAUAUGGGUGUGGAGAAUGGUGAAUUGGGUGUGGAUCAGACCAAGAAAACUAGAGGUGUGUUUUAGGAAACAAGGAUUGAAAGGACAUAGUUAUACAACACUAUAUGGAGAUACAAAGGAGAUGGCUGAGUUGACUAAACAAGCAAAGCUUAAACCAAUGAGGCUUAAUGAUGACAUUCUCCCUAGAGUCCUCCCUUUCCACCAUUAUACUCUAAAUAAGUAUGGUAACAAUUGUUUUGCAUGGAUAGGUCCAGAACCCAGGAUUUUCAUAAUGGAACCAGAAUUGAUAACAGAAAUAGUAACGAACAACAACAUCUUCAAAAAACCAAAACCAGCACCAUUGGUAAAGCUUCUUGUGAGUGGCAUAGCAAGUUAUGAGGAUCAGAAAUGGGCUAAGCACAGGAAAAUUCUUAACACAGCGUUCUAUACUGAGAAGUUAAAGUGUAUGGUGCCAGCAAUGCACAAAAGCUGUGAGGAUAUGAUCAACAAGUGGGAAAUUCUACUUUGCAAUAAAAACAAAUCAUGUGAAUUAGACGUACAUCCAUAUUUUGAGGAUUUAACAAGUGAUGUGAUUUCAAGAACAGCAUUUGGAAGUAGCUAUGAAGAAGGAAUGAGAAUAUUUCAUCUUCAAAAAGAACUUGCUGAACUCACGCGCCAAGCUUUCCAAUCUGUUUACAUUCCUGGGUGGAGGUUUUUACCAACAAAAAGAAAUAGAAGAAUGAAAGCCAUUGACAAUGAACUCAAAGAUAUUUUACGGAAGCUUGUGAGUAAGAGAGAAACUUCCAUGAAUUUGGGAGAAGCUCAAGAUGACUUGUUAGGCAUUUUACUGAAGUCCAACGUGAAGGAAAUUCAAGAAAAUGGGAGCAAAUGUGGUAUGACAACUGAUGAAGUAAUAGAAGAAUGCAAAGUCUUCUAUUUUUCUGGCCAAGAGAGUUCUUCAAAUCUAUUAGUUUGGACUAUGGUUUUAUUAAGUGUGCACCAAAAUUGGCAAAUUCGUGCUAGAGAAGAAGUUCAACAAGUCUUCCAGAAUAAUAAACCAGACUUUGAAGGGCUAAAUCGUCUCAAAAUUGUUACAAUGAUUCUGAAUGAGGUCUUGAGGUUAUAUCCUCCAGCACCAUACAUCGUUCGUAAAGCAAACCAAGAGACAAAGCUAGGAAAAUUGAUUAUCCCUCCUGAAGUUACCUUGGCGAUACCAACAAUUUUUGUUCAUCAUAAUCAAGAACUAUGGGGUGAUGAUGUUAAAGAAUUCAAGCCAGAAAGAUUUUCUCAAGGAAUUGCAAAUGCAACAAAGAACAGACUUUGUUACCUGCCUUUUAGUUGGGGUCCUCGCAAUUGCAUUGGCAACAAUUUUGCUAUGAUGGAAACUAAGAUUGCCUUGGCUAUGAUGCUUCAACGUUUUGCAUUUGAGCUUUCUCCAUCUUAUACUCAUGCACCUACUUAUGUGGUUACUGUUCAACCUCAAUGUGGUGCUCACUUAGUCUUGACAAAGUUGUAGGAUACGUUGCUCGGAUUUUCCAAAAUUAUUGUUGCUACUUUUAGAGGAUUUGGCACAUAUUUAUUGUUAUCUCGAGUCUUAAAAACAUAGGUUAGAGGUGAUUGAAUAAUCUUGAUUUGUUCUUUCGAGUCAUGCCAAUCAUUGUUGUUUGCAAUAAUUAUAUUGUUUAUAUUAUAUCUCAUGGGGUGUAGCCCUUCUUGGAACCCUGAGAACGUUGUUGUCGUAGAUCCUUUCGCUAUUAUUCUAAAUCUUUCGUGUUCUAAA
Molecule: messenger RNA, 1995 nt
Organism: Capsicum annuum
Lineage: Eukaryota; Viridiplantae; Streptophyta; Magnoliopsida; Solanales; Solanaceae
Product: cytochrome P450 72A397
Exons: 5
Coding region: 76-1731 (551 amino acids)
Molecular function (GO): oxidoreductase activity, acting on paired donors, with incorporation or reduction of molecular oxygen; iron ion binding; heme binding
Source: RefSeq, a predicted model, not a curated record